CCUCGUCGGCCAUGGAGACGCGCACCUCGCCCUUCCUGCCGGCGCUGCAGCUCAGCGUCGCCCUCUUCGCCACCGCGCCCGACGCGGCAGCAGCGCUGCACGCGGCGCUGCUCGGCGCGGCAAAGGCGGCGCCCGAGGCGCAGGCGCGCAUGCGCUACGCCUGCCUCGACGCAAGCACGCUCGUCUCGCGCGCCCACAUCGACGUCGCGCUCGACGCCGCCGCACUGGCGCUGGCGCACGGCACACAGCGCUGCCACACGCGCGAGGCAGAGGUCGUGUUCCGCAUCGCCGCCGGCAACAAUAUCGGCGACGCUCUGCGCACCUUUGGCCUCUCGCCGACGUCGACGCACGUGCUGCUCGUGCACCUCGGGCCCGCGCCCGCGGACGGCGGGCGCAGCGCCGACGCCCAGCUGGCACACAUGCAGGCGCUGCUGCCCGGCGCCGAGCUGCUGCCGCUCGAGCAGCUGGGCGCGCCGCACAUCGUCGACUGGGCACGCGUGCGCAAGGCGUACAAGCUGCGCGACCUCGGCGCGGGCAGCGACACGAACGACGCGGCGCUGCAGCGGCGGAUACGGGCGCGCGAGAUCGAUUGCGUCGUCGGCGCCGUGGCGUGCAAGGCCGUCAUGUGAUACAGCAGCGGGACGGGGAUAAUUAGAGACGUGUCACAGUAGAUAGAGGAAGGGCAGGAGGGAGGUCCAGGCAGGCAGCACACUGCGCGCUCAGGCGCGCGGCUUGAAGGAGACGUGGUAC
Messenger RNA from Tilletiopsis washingtonensis, 750 nucleotides. RefSeq lists its product as hypothetical. Bases 12 to 629 code for a protein of 205 amino acids. Lineage: Eukaryota; Fungi; Basidiomycota; Exobasidiomycetes; Entylomatales. Gene Ontology annotation, cellular component: nucleus; EKC/KEOPS complex; cytosol. The record is from RefSeq and is a predicted model, not a curated record. Gene Ontology annotation, biological process: tRNA threonylcarbamoyladenosine modification; telomere maintenance via recombination. The transcript has 2 exons.